GUUGAAACUUAAUGUUACAUCUUUAACACUACUGAUAAUGUCAAUUUUUAUUGAAGAAACUUUACAGGAAUGGGGUCUUGAGGAAUACAUUGAAAAAUUUAAAGAAGAACAGAUUGACACGAAUGCAUCCCUGUAUAUGUCUGAUUCGAUGGUUAAAGAAUUAAUUCCCAUAAUCGGAAAACGUUUCUGUUUUCUUGAAAAUCGGAAGAAAUUACUGGAAAUUAGAAACAAUAAAUCCAUUACUGACAAUUCAGAUUCGGUAGGAUAACUUCUACUUCUUUUCUAAUUCUAUGAUUGUAUUUGUGUUAGAAUUAACAAAUCUUUUUUCUUUUAACCAACAUAUAGGCUUGUAUUUAUA
Messenger RNA from Harpegnathos saltator (Jerdon's jumping ant), 358 nucleotides. RefSeq lists its product as uncharacterized. The transcript is spliced from 2 exons. Bases 38 to 268 code for a protein of 76 amino acids. Lineage: Eukaryota; Metazoa; Arthropoda; Insecta; Hymenoptera; Formicidae. The record is from RefSeq and is a predicted model, not a curated record.